This is a messenger RNA of Pseudoliparis swirei, 5640 nucleotides long. RefSeq names its product glycogen synthase kinase 3 alpha a (gene gsk3aa). Gene Ontology annotation, cellular component: nucleus; axon; cytosol. The transcript has 11 exons. The coding region runs from base 143 to 1453 and encodes 436 amino acids. NCBI's taxonomy places the organism in Eukaryota, Metazoa, Chordata, Actinopteri, Perciformes, Liparidae. Gene Ontology annotation, molecular function: ATP binding; protein serine/threonine kinase activity. The record is from RefSeq and is a predicted model, not a curated record. Gene Ontology annotation, biological process: extrinsic apoptotic signaling pathway in absence of ligand; protein phosphorylation; regulation of neuron projection development.
UCAGCCCAGACAGCCGGCGGCAACGGGAGCGGAAUUUCUCGGUGUGUCUUUUCCACGAUUAUUCGCUGCCGGGUCUCCAUAAUUAAUAGUCAAUUAGCUGUGAACAUAGGCGAAGAACCAACCCUGAACCCUGCACAGAGAUAUGAGCGGCAGCGGGCGGCCCAGGACCAGCUCGUUUGCUGAGCCGCCAGGUGUUCCAGGACUCGCCGCUGCGUCCACCGGAUCAGCCGCUGCCGUGGGGAGCAGCACAGGAAAGUCCGGGGUCCCGCAGGCCUCCGGCAGCAGCUCGUCGGGAUGCUCGAACCUCAAGCUCGCCAGAGACAGCGGGAAGGUGACGACAGUCGUGGCCACGCCGGGCCAGGGGCCGGACCGCCCACAUGAAGUCUCCUACACCGACAUCAAGGUGAUCGGCAACGGGUCGUUUGGCGUGGUGUACCAGGCCCGCCUCAUCGACAGCCAGGAGAUGGUGGCCAUCAAGAAGGUCCUGCAGGACAAGAGGUUCAAGAAUCGGGAACUGCAGAUCAUGAGGAAGCUGGACCACUGCAACAUCGUGCGGCUACGCUACUUCUUCUACUCCAGUGGAGAGAAGAAGGAUGAAGUGUAUCUGAACCUGGUGCUGGACUUUGUCCCUGAGACGGUCUACAGGGUCGCCAGGCAUUUUAACAAGGCCAAGAGCAUCAUUCCUAUCAUAUAUGUGAAGGUGUACAUGUACCAGUUGUUUCGUAGUCUGGCAUACAUCCAUUCCCAGGGCGUGUGCCACAGAGAUAUCAAGCCCCAAAACCUGCUCGUCGACCCAGAAACUGCCAUCCUCAAGCUGUGUGACUUUGGCAGCGCCAAGCAGCUGGUCCGUGGAGAGCCCAACGUGUCGUAUAUCUGCUCUCGGUAUUAUCGCGCCCCAGAGCUCAUUUUCGGUGCCACGGACUACACAGCCAACAUCGACAUCUGGUCAGCGGGCUGCGUCCUGGCGGAGCUGCUGCUGGGACAGCCCAUCUUCCCCGGGGACAGCGGGGUGGACCAGCUCGUCGAGAUUAUCAAGGUGCUAGGAACGCCGACAAGGGAACAAAUCCGAGAGAUGAACCCAAACUACACAGAAUUCAAGUUUCCUCAGAUCAAAGCUCAUCCCUGGACCAAGGUGUUUAAGCCCCGCACCCCCCCCGAGGCCAUCGCCCUGUGCUCCCGGCUGCUGGAGUACACGCCGGCCUCUCGCUUCUCCCCCCUAGAGGCCUGCUCACACGCCUUCUUCGACGAGCUGCGCCAGCCCAACACCAGACUGCCCAGCGGCAGAGACCUGCCCAUGCUCUUCAACUUCAGCACCACAGAGCUGUCCAUCCAGCCGCAGCUGAACUCCAGCCUCAUUCCUCCUCACGCUCGCUCUCACACGGCUGCUUCCACCCACGAUGGUUCUGAUUCGUCUCAACACAGUUCAGUACCAGGAUCUCUUAACAGCAUCUGAAGCAGCUUCUCACCUGCGAGCCUCACCCUUAUCCACACACACACACACACACACACACACACACACACACGCACUCUACUGCUCUCCUCCAUGCUGCUUGCUCUCCUCUAGAUGAUCAGUUUUGUACAGUAACUGUAUUGAACAUACACACAUUAUCUCUUCAGCUGACAGCAGUCGAAACUGUCAGGUGAUUGUUACACACACACACACACGGUUGUCUCGCUGCUGCUCAGGUGGUCUGAAGGUUCAAUAGUUGGGGCUGGUCCUCUGUAAUAUAACCUUUUUUUUAAUCAACUUUUUUCUUCUUUAUAAUUGUGUUUUAAUUUAUUUGACUAGAACGCAUCGUGUGGUCUCAAAACAUUUUGUCACCAGAGUUUAUUUUCUUUUUUUAUAUCCUUAAUUGUUUUCCUUUUAAUCUGAACUGGACACUGCCUGAGAUCAGAGGGCGCCCCCUGUAGGUCGUCAGGGUAACGGAUGCUGGGAUGAUGCAUUCCUUCAUCCUCCAGCCAUGUGGUUUCACCCAGCCUGACGUUGGAGGGUUUGAUGAAUCCUCCACGCUCGAGUCACAGAGUAGAAAACCUCAUCGGUGUCAGGUGUUUCCUCGACUUACCUCAUACAGACUUUCACCUGUUCGCCUUGUUUCCUCAUCUAGAGCUUUGCCUGGUAAAGGCGUGAAAUGUUCCCCGUAGAACACGGCUCCCCUACAUGGCCACAGUUGUCGUAUAAAGAUGUCUGUUAGGUAUUUCAGUGAUUUGUGUUGGGGCUCUUUCCUACGCCAUCCUCCCGGAGGGCAGCGGCGACACCCGGAGGAACUCCUGCUCUUCUUCUUCACCUCCAGUCUUGGUGUCGACCUGUGCGUUGCGAAGAGAUCGUGCAGCUCUGCUCGAAGCGGAUCUAGAAAACGAGCCUUUUGAAACGGAGCAAACUAAUUCCAAUUGUCGUAUCGUGUAAAUAUUAGUACCUCACUGGAUGCCGCUCGGUGCGCCGCUUUGCUCGUUGUCCUAGCAGCCGGUCAGUAGUUCACGAUUAGAUCAAAAACAUCAGUGCUCUGGAACUGCUGUCCCAGGUCACCGCGACGUCUAAGAAACUAGAGCUUCUGUAUCACGGCCUUCAAUGCUUCUGAAGGAAAGUUUACCCAGAAUUCACUUGCUGGAGAAAAUAACAAAUCCAGCCCCUUUUUAAACCAAACGACAGCCUUCACUGCUGGAGAUGAGUGAGUGUAGAUCACUGUGUGUGUGGGGGGGGGGGGGCGCUGUUCUGAGUCCAAAGGUGUGCGCCACCAAAAUGUGGCUUGAUUUGUAUUUUAUUUUUUGCUUUUGUUUUUUUCAUUUGAGACUUAAGACAAACGUUCAUGUCGUUCACGAAAAGAAAACGUUUGAAUCGGGGCAGUUGCUUCGUUUAAAAAGUCUUAAAAAUAGUUUUAAAGAUAAAUGACACAUUUUAAAGCUGCGGCCAGUAUUAAAAUGUGGUAACAAUGGUUACUUUAAACCCGGGCCCUAUUUUAUCAUGUUGAUUUGGACAAAUAUAUAUAUCAGAUUUUGUUGACAUCGGUCCAGUAUUGAGCGAGACUGCUCAAUGUUUUUUUAAUCUGCCGAGAGCUGAAACUGGACUGGGAGUCGGAAAGAGGAUCGUGGGAAGACUGUGGUGUCUGAGUGCAGAAAGCCUAACUUAAUGCUCAAAGCCUGACUUACUGCUCAAAGCCUGACUUGCUGCUCACCCAAAAGAUCAUCGGUGGAGACGUGGAUCCGGCCGGACCCUCGAGACGCGCAAACAAACCGGAAACGAUGUGUUUCUCUGUUCCGUGAUGCUGUGAGACUCGUCUGAUGCGAGCCCGCUGAGUGGCCGUGCAUCGAGUUGACCCGGCUCACUGCAGGACUCGCUCCCUCCAUACUGGAGCAUCUCCUAAGUCCCCGUGAGUCACUCAGAAAAAACCCUCUGAAUGGCUUCCUUUACAGUUCCCUAUAGGGUCUGUUGACAUGUAGUCAUACAGAAAACAACAAGCUCCUCUCCACCUUUAGUGUUCCUUUCACAACGCUCUGAACGCUGUCAGAUCCCCUGAAGUCCAGCGGCGGAGCGCCAUCCAAUCAGAAGGUCCUCGGCUGAAGCUCCGAGGAAACGCUUUGGGCGUCGAGUGAAUGUCGGUCCUCCCGAGAGACUUCUCUUAAACUCAACGAGGGGGGUGGGGCUUAAUGUAAAUGUAUUUAUUAGUGUUUAUUUGGAGACGUGAAUCGGAUGAGAGUUGAUUUCCACCGAAGAGGGCUUUGAAAUGGCGUCGCGGCUUCUUGAGCGAUCUGGAGGAUCUCUGUCUGAAAACCCAAAUAUCUCUGAGGGAACUCGACGUGAACGCAGGAGGGAAGGCUUCCUGUGAAGGGUCGUCCAGCGGGGGAACUUCCUGUUUGUGCACUCCCUUGUCCUUCCAUCUUGGAAAGGAGUUGGAAAAGAGAGAUUCGUUGGGGGUCAAGGUCAUCUUGGGGUCACGGGACAAUGUAUUAUUUCACCGUUUUCUGAACAGCCAGUGUUUGACACCCCUGUAAUCCAGAUGUGUAGUGAUCAGUACAGACCACUUGAACGUGAGUAGUAUAGUGAUACUAUUGCUCCAUGCUUCCACCUGCAGUUUCCACACGGCACCAUGUUUGUGUUUUCUCUCUGUUCAUGCCACCACAUCGGGCACAUUCACAUUGAUUUUAUACGAGGAGAGUGGAGAGCAUCUUUCAUCCUCUUCCCCCCCUAACGCUCACCUGCCGGCCCUCAGGGGCUCAUUCUGCCUCCUGCCGGGCGGUCGCACUCGGAGCCGUCAGGCCGUCUGUGGCCAUGAACAGGUGUGACCCGGCGGGAGGAAUCUGAAGCGCCGGGCCUGUUGGGCCCCGCCUCUAAUCCCCUCGCUCUCCCCCUCUGUUCGCACGUGUAAAUACCACUGAUUUUUAUUUUCAUCUUUUUACUUUUUACGACAGAGUUGUUUAUAUCUUAUCUCUCCUCCUCAUCCCGCCGGUGAAGCGGUCUUAUAGUUUGUCCAUUUUUGUUUUUUGUAAAUAAUUUUAUUUUUUUCACAAAUGUAAAUAUACUGCAAUGGGGAAAAAAAGAAAAAUCAGCCUCAUGUUUGUUGAUGCUCUCUCUCUCUCUCUCUCUCCCCCCCCCCCCCCCACCCCUCUGGUCCAGUGAAAGUGUAAAGUAGCUGUUAGCAGCGUUGUCACUCAGCCGUCCUCCCUGUUCGCGUACGUCUUCACCGCUGAGUGAAUAUUUCAAGGGUUCUAUCCCAAGAUGCUUCUCUCUGUUCUCUGGAUGGAAACGUAUACUCUCUUAAACAUGAUGUAACCCCUCUAGAGAGCUGAAUGUCAUGUCUGCGUGACGCCGCUCUCCAAACUGCUCGUCUCCGUCUAAUGUUGAUCCUCACCGUAUAAUAAAUGCAAACUGUCUGAAACGAUGUUUUGUUUUACUUUUUUUAUGAUUUCAUGGAACAGAGCGUGUCUUUUUUUCUAUAAAGCACCGUUUAAAGUCUAGAAGAUGGAUUAAAGCCUCUUUUCACUCUUUGAGAUCACGUCCCUGGUCCUAUUGUGCAGCAAUUUAUCAAUAUAUGAUUAUUUUUUCUUUAAAAUAAAUCUAUAUUUGUAUUUUUGACAAAAUCCAAUCGGCUUUUCUUCCUGUAAAACAAAAUAUGUUGCUUGCUCAAGUGAACUAGAACAUUUUCCACCUAUAAUGUAAAGCAAAAAGCUGCAGAUGGUUUCGUGGAUAGCAAUGAGACUUUUAUGGGACUCCAAAUCUACGCGCUGCAGAUUCUUCACCAGAGGGAGCUGUUGGUCAUUACUAGUGCAAGUUUAGUGAAACAAGUCAUUUUCUUUUGGGAACCCUUCUGUUGUACAAGCCCCUCCUCCCGUCUGUCCUCAGGAGCCAGCAGGACACACGGUGUGGAGUCGGAUGCGUAAACUGUUCGUCUUACACUGAGCAGAUUCAAAACGAGCCUCGAGCCUCACGUUGUGCUUUUUGCUUGUGUUUCGAAGUUCUCUGAAACCCAGUUGUGACUGAGGGAGAUCACUGCUCCUCUUCUAAUAAGUUAGUCUUUCCUCCAGAGCUGUUCACUUUGGUGUCACGGUCACCCUGCCCCGUGAGUGAUGGAAAGAGAGAGAGACUAUGUUCUGUGUAUGUUCUGUAUAAUAUGGACUCAUUUACUGUAAUAAAGUGAUGAAACUGUU